UCCCCAUCAUCUGCACGCAGGUGAUCUACAUGGGCCGGAACCCCCGGGACGUCAUGGUCUCCCUCUAUCAUUACUCCAAGAUCGCUGGACAGUUAAAGGACCCGGGAACGCCCAACCAGUUCCUGCGGGACUUCCUCAAAGGUGAAGUGCAAUUUGGCUCCUGGUUCGACCACAUUAAGGGCUGGCUUCGGAUGCAGGGCAGAGACAACUUCCUAUUUAUCACCUACGAGGAGCUGCAGCAGGACUUACAGGGCUGUGUGCAGCGCAUCUGCGAGUUCCUGGGCCAUCCACUGAGCAAGGAGGCGCUGGGCUCCGUCGUGGCGCACUCAACCUUCAGCGCCAUGAAGGCCAACACCAUGUCCAACUACACGCUGCUGCCCCCCAGCCUGCUGGACCACCGCCGUGGGGCCUUCCUCCGGAAAGGGAUCUGCGGCGACUGGAAGAACCACUUCACGGUGGCCCAGAGCGAAGCGUUCGAUCGCGUCUACCGCAGGCAGAUGCAGGGGAUGCCGACCUUCCCCUGGGAUGAAGACCCGGAGGAGGACGCCAGCCUGGACCCUGAGCCCAGACCCAGCCCCAGCCCCGGCCCCAGCCCCAGCCCUGGCCCCGGCCAGCCCUGUGAGCCGUCGCACCCGAGACCCUGAGAAUAAACACGUCGCUUCUG
Molecule: messenger RNA, 664 nt
Organism: Sapajus apella (tufted capuchin)
Lineage: Eukaryota; Metazoa; Chordata; Mammalia; Primates; Cebidae
Gene: SULT2B1
Product: sulfotransferase family 2B member 1
Exons: 4
Coding region: 30-644 (204 amino acids)
Biological process (GO): sulfation
Cellular component (GO): cytoplasm
Molecular function (GO): sulfotransferase activity
Source: RefSeq, a predicted model, not a curated record